This is a messenger RNA of Trichoplusia ni (cabbage looper), 2643 nucleotides long. RefSeq names its product heparan sulfate glucosamine 3-O-sulfotransferase 1 (gene Hs3st-A). Lineage: Eukaryota; Metazoa; Arthropoda; Insecta; Lepidoptera; Noctuidae. Bases 965 to 2176 code for a protein of 403 amino acids. The transcript is spliced from 9 exons. Gene Ontology annotation, molecular function: [heparan sulfate]-glucosamine 3-sulfotransferase activity. The record is from RefSeq and is a predicted model, not a curated record.
AUAUUUUCGAAAUUCAAUUCAAUUAAUAACACCAUAAAAUACACUCUGUUUACACAUAAAUAUCGAUUUACGACUCCUUACCACGUUUAUUUGGUUACAAUAUCUCAUAAAGAUAACUAGUACAGAGAUAGUUCUAUGACAAAACUGCAGGGCGAUCCAGUCUGACUACAGAUGGUCAUAUUAUGGAAAUUGUGUCUCAACGUAGAGAUAAGUGAAGGUUACAUGUAAAUUAUACAGCGACCGCCGCUGAAUAACUAUUGCAUAUCGAGGUCUCCGAAGAUCCGAUAAACGCGAACGUCGAAGUGUAAAACAAGAGAAAGACGUUCCAUUCAAAUGAAACACAUCAGUGUCAUAUUUCAUUAGUGCGCGCGUUCACGAGACCGGCAUAUGAAUUCGCGGAAGCGAGAUACAAACGGCGGCAAACGUCGGAGGCGGCAACCCUCGGGUCCGGCUCGAGGCUGGCAACACCGGUACUCCCGUCCUAGUAGGGUGUUUAUUCUGCCGCGUAUAUCGACCGGCGGGCGGUCCCGCGGGCGCGCGCCGCCCGGCUCAGUCGCCUCCGCCGCGCGCUCCGACCCGCUCGUCUUCUACACCACGUGACAGCUGCCGACAACAACCCGCUGGGUUACAAACACUAAUAAACUGUCACAACUCAUACCACUAGUUGGUGACCCCAUCCCGCCGCGGACGUUCAAUGUGAUCGAACAUACUAAUACCUUGUGUCAUGUGAGAGUGCUGCAAAGCUUGCAAAUCUUCAGGCGGCUGUCUAAACGGUGUAGAAGGAGCUCCAAAGGUCAUACAAACAUGAUUCAAUCAAAUAGAUUUACGAGAAGAAAAUGAGAUACAGCCCGAAGGCUGCGUUCACCUCAUUGAAAAGCUAAUACUGUGAUUUUGAGAUAUGGCGCGUGAAUUUAAAAUGUCGUAGGAAAGUUGAGGUGAUGUGUUAGUUUAUUAUGGGAGCCGCAUGGAGUCGCGUGCGCAGAUGAGUCACACGCUACCGACCAAGCACCGGCCUGAGGCAACCUACAGGAGUUGCUCGCAGUCUUUGCCGCUCGAUAUUCUAUGGUUGCCGCGGUCGUCGUUCCGGCCGGCGGAGGGCGAGCUGGCAGACUGCGUGCUGGUGGUGGGCGUGUCGCGGCCCAAGCUCGCCGCGGCGCUGCUGUCCGUCACGCUGCUGUCGCUGUUCCUCACCUUCCAUGUGCUCUAUGACAGCGCGCUGUAUAGCAUACAGGCGGCGAGCAUGGCAUCGGCCGCAAGUGAAGGCCGCAAGAUUUUGCAAAGCCAAGAAAGUAACAGCAGGACGAUCAACCAUCCGAUGGCGCUGCGGAAGCGGUUGCGACCUCCAAGACAACCUAGACCUGCACGCAGACUCCCACAGGCUCUAAUAAUAGGCGUCCGUAAAUGCGGAACCCGCGCCUUACUUGAGAUGCUGUACCUCCAUCCGAUGGUACAGAAGGCUUCCGGAGAAGUCCACUUCUUCGACCGAGAUGAAAACUACGCGCUUGGACUGGAGUGGUACAGGAGUAAGAUGCCACUGUCCUUUAAAGGACAGAUCACUAUUGAGAAGAGUCCAAGUUAUUUUGUGACUCCAGAGGUACCGGAAAGGGUACGAGCUAUGAACUCCUCAGUCCGUCUACUGCUCAUAGUCCGGGAGCCAGUGACUCGAGCUAUCUCCGACUACACACAGCUGAGGAGUCGCGCGACACCAUCGGCACCAGCUCUCCAACUACCCGGCCAUCCAGUGCCGGAUGCCGCGAAGCCUUUUGAACAUCUCGCUAUCUCACCUGAUGGAUCCAUUAAUAUCGCAUACAGGCCGAUAGCUAUAUCUCUGUAUCACGCCUACCUCCAUCGGUGGCUGGAAGUGUUCCCGCGGGAGCAGAUACUAGUGGUGAACGGGGACCUGCUAAUUGAAGAUCCUGUACCGCAAUUGCGACGCAUUGAGAAGUUCCUUGGGCUCGAACAUAAAAUUGGUAGAAAGAAUUUCUAUUUCAACGAAACGAAAGGCUUUUAUUGCCUAAGAAAUGACACCACAGACAAAUGUCUGCGGGAGACGAAGGGUCGAAAGCAUCCUCGAGUUGACCCUGCCGUCGUCACCAAGUUAAGGAAGUUCUUCAUCCAGCACAACCAGAGGUUUUACGACCUCAUCGGCGAAGACCUGGGCUGGCCAGAAGACUAAGGAUUGAGGAAGGGCCAUCACCCUGAUGGCUGAACUAUCUCGUUGUGAUGAACAUAUCAAAUACAUAUCAUGAUACAUAUCACUAGUCAGUAACGUUUUUUAAAGUCGUUUAUGUAUACAUCUAGCGUAAUCUAAACUAAGAAACCCGAAGAGAUAUUUUAUUUAUACCUAGCAACGUUUUAAUUAUAUUAUUAGAGAUUUUAAAUUUUAAUACGAUAUUAGGCAAUGUUUUAAUUGUUUUUCGGUUUGUUAUCUUGGAAGUCUAAAUUUGAGAGGUAACGUCUUAGAAUGGGAACAACACGAAUACAUGGUUACGUGGCUUGUUUAGACUUACAAAUUUCAUUAUUGUUUUUAUAAACAAAUUAAUAAUAGAUUUUCCACAGGCAAAUUCAAAGCACUGAUUUGAUAGACCGACCCACUGAAACCCUGAGCAAUAUAUUUUUAUAUAUAAUUAAGUAUUGUAUUAA